GGCGGUUAUACGACACCCAGAAAAACCGUUGAGCCCUUGCUGCUGUAGUUACGGUAGCUGCGACGACUGCACUGUGAUGUCCCGUCGCAGUACGUAAAGAGUCAAGGAUGCAUUUUUGCUUCUGGGGGCGUGUUUCUGUUUAGAUAACGGGACUCUGCCGAGCUGAGUCGCCACCGUGGAGAGGAAGAAAUCUACUUCACGUCGGUAGGACAGUCGUGGCUGGACUGUAAUUAUGUGACUGCGUCGCAGGGAUUCCAGACAGAGUAAUACGGUACGACUAAUUCCCGCACAAGCAAACACCGAAUGCAGCCUUUCUCAAAGUAAAUCGACUUUAUUUACUGGUGAACGACUCGAGCGGUUGCAGUCAAACUUGUUGUAAACGCCGAGUGUUAGCUUAAAGCGAUGGAGAAAUCUGAGUCGAGUGGGCCGAGUAGCCGUGACGGCGAGACGAAGAACCCGGUGACCGACGGUACUUUAGUUCCUAAAGCUAAAGGAGCCAGAGCUGUCGCGGUUCUCUGGACUUUUGGGAAAUGUCUGGGUGCUUUACUGCCCGUCUACCUGGCCGGGUACUACCGGGUCAGCACCAGCCUGCUUGUGUUCGGCAUGAUGGUGUACACCGGGUGGAAACAUGCGAGAGAAGCCAAAGAGGAGCGACUCAAGUCGGCGAUCCAGCUGAUGGACUCGGAGCAGGAGUACACCUUCAGCAAAUCCUCCAAGAUCAAGCGAGACCUCCCUGCGUGGGUUAACUUCCCAGAUGUCGAGAAAGUGGAGUGGCUAAAUAAGGUGCUGCAGCAAGUGUGGCCCUUUGUCGGCCAGUACUUGGAGAAGCUUCUGGUGGAGACCAUUGCCCCUUCGAUUCGGGCGUCCAGCACUCACCUGCAGACCCUCAGCUUCACCAAAGUGGACAUGGGAGACAAGGCCAUGAAGGUUGUGGGGAUCAAGGCCCACACGGAGAACGAUAAGGGACAAGUCCUGUUAGAUCUGUACAUCAGCUAUGUUGGCAACGUGGAAAUCAAUGUCGAGGUGAAGAGAUAUUUCUGCAAAGCUGGAGUCAAAGGAAUACAGCUGCAUGGCAUGAUGCGAGUGAUUCUGGAGCCUCUGAUAGGAGACGUGCCCAUCGUGGGAGCAGUCACCAUGUUUUUCAUCCGCAGGCCAAAACUUGAUAUCAACUGGACGGGACUGACAAAUCUGUUGGACAUCCCGGGACUCAAUGUCAUGUCUGACAGCAUGAUCAUGGACGCCAUUGCCUCAUUUUUGGUGUUGCCCAACCGUCUGGUCGUGCCCCUGGUUCCAGACCUUCACGUUGCGCAGCUGCGCUCGCCACUGCCCAGGGGCGUGGUACGCAUUCACCUGGUGGAGGCCCAGAAGCUUGCUGCUAAGGACAGUUACGUGAAAGGUGUAAUGGCAGGUCUGUCUGACCCGUACGCCAUUUUGAGAGUCGGACCUCAGACCUUCACUUCCAAACAUGUUGACAACACUGACUCACCCAAGUGGGGUGAGAUGUAUGAGGUUAUUGUCCAUGAAGUGCCUGGUCAGGAACUGGAGGUGGAGGUCUAUGACAAAGACCCAGACCAGGAUGAUUUCCUGGGCAGGGCGAGACUGGACCUGGGUGUUGUGAAGAAAUCCAUUGCUGUUGACAAUUGGUUUAACCUGAAAGAUGCUCCGUCCGGACGGGUCCAUCUGAGACUGGAGUGGCUGGCUCUCCUUCCAAACACAGAUCGACUGGAGCAGGUCCUGAAGAGCAACGAGAGCUUGACUAGUAAAACUGCUGAUCCGCCUUCCUCUGCCAUCUUAGUGGUGUAUUUGGACAAAGCUGAAGCACUUCCUUUAAAGAAGGGAAAUAAAGAGCCCAGUCCUGUGGUGCAGUUGUCGGUGCAAGACAUCACCAGAGAGAGCAAGACCUGUUACACAACAGUCAAUCCAGAAUGGGAAGAAGCCUUCACGUUCUUCAUCCAGGACCCACGUGAACAAGACAUAGACAUUCAGGUGAAGGAUGCGGACCGUGUGCAGACGCUGGGCAGCUUGUCCAUCCCUCUGUCCCGUCUGCUGUCCACUUCCAGCCUUGCUCUUGAUCAGUGGUUCCAGUUGGAAAACUCCGGACAAGCCAGUCGCAUCUACAUCAACACCGUUCUCAGGGUACUGUGGUUGGAUGAAGAGAAAAUAACUGCGGAUGUGUCCUCCACUUUGGAGUCGGUGCAGCGCCCUCAGUUGACGGCGCCGCAUUCAAGCUUCGCCACAGAGGGCCUCCUGAGAAUCCACCUCUUGGCGGGUCAGAAUCUGGUGCCCAAAGACAACCUGAUGGGCGGAAUGGUGAAGGGCAAGAGUGAUCCUUACGUGACGAUCAACAUCGGAGGGGAAACAUUCACCAGCCAGGUCAUCAAGGCCAAUCUCAACCCCACCUGGAAUGAGAUGUACGAGGUGAUUCUGACCCAACUGCCUGGUCAAGAUGUCCAUUUAGAGGUACUUGAUAAAGACAUGGACAUGAAAGACGACUUCAUGGGCAGGCUGAAGAUCAGUCUCACAGACAUUAUUGAUUCUCAGUUCACUGACCAGUGGUACACGCUGAGUGAUGUCAAGUCAGGCAGGAUUCACCUGGUGCUCGAGUGGGUGCCCACAUUCUCAGUGUCUGACCGACUUGAUCAGGUCCUUCAGUAUCACUCCCGACAGUCCUACCAGAACAAAGCUGUCCCCUCCGCUGGGCUGCUGUUCGUCUAUCUGGACCAGGCAGACAGCCUGCCGCUUAAGAAGAGUGGAAAAGAGCCAAAAGUGGGGGCGGAAAUUACCCUUGGGAAAAUGUCCCACAAAACAACAGUGUGUGAUCGCACCACGUCACCUAAAUGGAAUGAGGCCUUCUGCUUUCUGGUUCGUGAUCCAAGAGAGGAUAUUCUGGUUAUGAAAUUGUCCCACAGCUGGACCUUGCCAAUUGGUUCUUUGGUGGUACCAAUUAAAGAGCUACUCUCAGAACCACGGCUGGUCCUGGACCAGUGGUUCCAUCUGGAUGGAGCGUCACCUGAGAGUCAGGUUCUUCUCAGGGCUGAACUCAAGAUGCUGAUUCCCCACCAAUGUCCUGGAGCAAGCGAGACAGUGAAAAUGGCCUCUGAGAAACCCAAAGUGGACCAACCAGAGCGAGUGGCAGACCCAACUCUGAAGUCCGGUUUGAUGGAGGCUCAUGCUGCUCAGAACGAUGACCCUCUGGAUAUCACACUGGCUCCUACUUCAAAGAUUACACAUGAUCCCGCUGAACACAAAGAAGCAGCUGUUGAGGCGAGCGAAGAAAAAGAGUCAUCUGUUCCAGACGUGGUGCGACCGACUCACACGUCUCCAGAUAUCCACUUUGCCAGUGAGGGUCUUCUGAGAAUGAUUCUGCUGGAGGGCCAGAAUCUGGUGGCCAAAGAUAACAUGAUGGGAGGGAUGGUGAAGGGCAAGAGCGACCCCUACGUGAAGCUGACCACUGGAGAGGUCACGUUCAAAAGCAAUGUGGUCAAAGAGAAUCUGAAUCCAGUCUGGAACGAGAUGUAUGAGAUGGUGCUGAGACCUCAGCUGGGCCAGGAGGUGCAACUGGAGGUGUUUGAUAAAGAUAUGGACAAAGACGACUUCCUUGGCAGAGCCACUAUCUCCAUGUCAGACAUCAUCAACUCCCAGUACUCUGACCAGUGGUACUCCCUAAGAGACGUCAAGUCGGGCCGCGUCCGUCUGAUUCUGGAGUGGGUCCCGACUCUCUCUCAUAACGGCACACUGGACCAAGUGAUGCAAAUGCAGGCUCUGCAGUUGUACCACAACAAGACAGUUCCAUCUGCAGCCCUGCUCUUUGUCUAUCUGGACCGAGCUCACUCUUUGCCUUUUAAGAAAAGUGGCAAGGAGCCAAAAGCAGCUGCUGAACUGGUCUUAGGGAACACAACCUGCAAAACAAAGGUGUGUGAUCGCUCCAGAGCCCCGGAGUGGAAGGAGGGAUUCUACUUCUUGGUUCGUGAUCCUGCAGAGAUGCUCAUCGUGAAGCUGUCCAGUGCGUGGGACCAGCCGAUGGGAUCCCUGGUGCUCCCAGUGAGGCAGCUUCUCUCAGAGCCAGAGCUGGUCCUGGAUCAGUGGAUGCCACUGGAUGGAGCCCUGGCUGAGAGUCAGGUUCUCCUGAGGGCUGAACUGAAGGUUUUAAGCUCUAGGAUGACUGAAGUCCCUCAAUCUUCUGGCUCCAAAAAAGAGGAGCUUCAGGAUCCAAGAAUCUCAUCCAGCAUUGAGCAGGAAGAAAGUUCAGAUCUUCCUCCAGAGGAGCCGGUCCAGUUAAAGCAGUCAGCUGACGUGGAACCAGCUGUUCCUCUGGCUCCAUCUCCCGCUCACGAGGUUCCUGAUCCAGUCCCUGUGAAAUUGGAAGCUGGACCGGCGGAUCACGAGGAGCCAACAGGGACCACAGCCAAAGCAGACUUUACACCAAAGACGCAGGAAACGGAAGGUGCCAAUCUGGCAAACCUGGUCCACGCCACAGUGACGGGUCUUCCUGAACGAGAGCUCCCACGUCACGCCAGCCCCGCACAAGAUUUCGGUUCAGAGGGGGUGCUGAGGAUUCACCUGCUGGAGGCUCAGAGCCUCGUUGCUAAGGACAACCUGAUGGGCGGCAUGGUGAAGGGCAAGAGCGACCCCUAUGUCAAAGUCAACAUUGGUACGGCCGUGUUUAAGAGCCAAGUCAUCAAGGAGAAUCUGAACCCGACUUGGAAUGAGAUGUAUGAGCUGGUACUCAGUGAACCGACCGUGGCUGAUAUUCUUUUCGAAGCCUACGAUAAAGACUUGGACUCUGACGACUUCCUGGGACGGUUCUCUGUGAAACUGAAGGAGGUCAUCCGACAGCAGUACAUGGACCAGUGGUUCACUCUGAACGAUGUGAAGUCCGGCCGUGUCCAUCUGAUCCUGGAGUGGGUCCCGACAGUGUCACGGACGCUCAGACUGGAACAGGUCCUCCAGCUCCAGUCGCUGCAGUCGUUCAGGAACAAAACUGUCCCCAGCGCCGCCUUGCUCUUCGUGCACCUUGACAGAGCACACUCACUGCCGUUUAAGAAGAGUGGAAAGGAACCCAAAGCCUGCGCUGAGCUGGUCCUGGACGACACCAGCUACAAAAGCAAAAUGUGCGAUCGCAGCAGAAAUCCAGAGUGGAGCGAGGCCUUCUGCUUCCGUGUGAGAGACCCGGAGCGUCAGAUGCUCAUCGUGAAACUCUCCAGCGGCUGGGACCAGCCAGUGGGGUCACUGGUGGUUUCUCUGAGGGAAGUUCUGCGUGAACCUGGCCUGACUCAGGAUCAGUGGUAUGACCUGGACGGGGCCUCCCCUGAGAGCCAGAUCCUGCUGAGGGCGGAGCUCAAGAUUUUGGAAUCCAAAAUGGUGGAGCUGAUCAGCAGUGGGACUCUCCCGUGUGCUGGCUAUGGAUCUGGAAACGGGCAGGUGAAGCUGUCGCUGUCUUGUGCUGCGCAGGAGGAGAAGCUCGUGGUUGUUGUCCAUGGCUGCAGGGGUCUGGUGUCUCAGGGUAAAGACGGGGUGGACAGCUACGUGUCCCUCACGUUGCUCCCGGACAAGAGCAAGUCCGCCAAGAGGAAGACGGCGGUGAAGAAACGAGACUUGAGCCCCGAAUUCAACGAGAGGUUUGAGUUCCAAGUGCCCUCCGGCGAGCUGCGCUUCCGACAGCUGAGUGUGUCGGUGAAGAACGACGGAGCCUCCUUCAGGAAGCGGGACGUGGUUGGACAGGUGCAGAUUGAGUUGGGCCAGUUGGACCUCAGUGCAGGCGUCACCCAGUGGUUCGACCUCGAAGAUGAGGCAGAUUAGCAGUCCCAGAAGGGACGAUGUCAUCGGUACAAACGCCUUCGACGAUCACUGCGAGUCACACUGACGCGUUCCACUGUGCACGAGUGUAGCCACACACGCCUUUGCCCCCAUGACCCCGCCCCCUCGCUGCUUGGACGUGAUGAUGCUCUCUCUGCUCAGGCAAGAUGAAGAACAUGUGAAGAUAUAUAUUAGACAAGAAGGUUUUCGCUUCUGCAGAAUCUGGUUUUAAUGGACCUUAAUGCCAUGUCAGUAUUAUCAACCUUUUUUUUUAUCUCUGGUGUGAUUUGUGUUUGUUGCAACAGCUUAAUCUGUAUAUUUGAAGAAGUGACUGAUCGAUGGAGCCACACGACAGAAAGAUAGUGGCAGGAAUAAAAACACAUCU
Molecule: messenger RNA, 6181 nt
Organism: Synchiropus splendidus (mandarinfish)
Lineage: Eukaryota; Metazoa; Chordata; Actinopteri; Syngnathiformes; Callionymidae
Gene: esyt1b
Product: extended synaptotagmin-like protein 1b
Exons: 52
Coding region: 403-5799 (1798 amino acids)
Biological process (GO): lipid transport
Molecular function (GO): lipid binding
Source: RefSeq, a predicted model, not a curated record